Ceratitis capitata (Mediterranean fruit fly) is the source of this 1345-nucleotide messenger RNA. RefSeq names its product probable cytochrome P450 6g2. The transcript is spliced from 2 exons. Gene Ontology annotation, biological process: insecticide catabolic process; response to DDT. NCBI's taxonomy places the organism in Eukaryota, Metazoa, Arthropoda, Insecta, Diptera, Tephritidae. Gene Ontology annotation, molecular function: oxidoreductase activity, acting on paired donors, with incorporation or reduction of molecular oxygen; monooxygenase activity; heme binding. The annotation marks the transcript as partial. The record is from RefSeq and is a predicted model, not a curated record.
UUUCACUUACGGGUCGCCCGAGAAUAUGAUAAAUAUCUCUGCUCACUGAAAGUGGAUGCGAAAACUAACUCUACUGUGAUAGAAGUAAAAGAGCCGAAUGCACUCUACACAACCGAUGUGAUAGCAAUCACUGCCUAUGGCCUACAAGCGAACAGUCUAACCGAUCCGAAUGGUAUUUUCCGCAGAAAUGGCAAAAAGAUUUUCACUUUCAACUGGCUACGAUCACUGGAGGCUAAAGCUUUCUUUUUCUUACCAAUCGUGGUAAAAUUAUUCGGUUUCAAAGUCUUUUCAACCGAUACCACCAUCUUUCUGCGCGACACAAUCAAUCGAACGAUGGAAGAACGUAUGCGCACAGGUACGACACGUAAUGAUCUCAUUGAUAUUUUAAUUAAAUUUCGACGUGAGGCCGAAGAAGAAGUGAAGGAGGGUAAGAAACCAUUUAUAUUGGAACGUGAUGCUUUAGCGGCGCAAGCGGCGAUUUUCUUCUCUGCGGGUUUUGAGACUUCUUCAACGACCAUGUCGUUCACUAUGUAUGAAAUGGCGCGUAAUCCGGACUUGCAGCAACGUUUGCGUGAGGAGGUGCGUGAAGCAUUCCUGAGUAAUGAUGGCAAGUUGUCCUAUGAAAUGAUAAUGGGUCUGAAGUAUAUGGAUAAUGUGGUAAAAGAGGUUUUGCGUCACUAUCCACCACUACCAUUCCUCGACCGCGUUUGCACGCCAAAGGCUGGUGAAGAGGGUUAUUCAUUGAAGGCGUUCAAUAUGGACUUUAAUGUACCUGGCAAUAUGCCGAUCUAUAUACCACAGCAGGCUAUACAAAUGGAUCCGCAGCACUUCAAAGAUCCUGAAUCUUUUAAUCCCGACCGUUUCCUACCGGAGAACAAGCAUGAGAAUAAUAUGAACGCCUACAUGCCUUUCGGUAUUGGUCCACACAACUGUAUUGGGGAACGCUUCGCUAUGUUACAAACGAAGUUGGGUCUACUCUACUUCUAUCAGAAUCAUUAUGUGACGGUAUGUGAUAAGACGGCGGAGAAAAUUCAAUUGGAUCCUCGUGCCAUCAUCAUACAGCCUGUGGGUGGUAUUCAUAUGAAUGUUGUAAGAGAUCCAUUAUUUUGAGAUUUUUUUUUGUGAUUAGCGGACUCCUUUGGAUGUUCAUACAACAUAAUUUAUUUGUAAUUUAUAUUGUAAUUCAUAUUAUAGUAUAAUUAUGGAAAAUUUUGUCUUCACUUAAAUGUAAUAUUUCGGGUGCAAAAUAUCCUAUAUUAAGAUCUUUCCAAUUUCUCAUACGUUUGAACCAAUAGAAAUAGAAAGGAAUCAUGCGGUGCCAAGUUAGGACUAUGUGGCUGACGAA